This is a messenger RNA of Aspergillus heteromorphus CBS 117.55, 1159 nucleotides long. RefSeq names its product dihydrodipicolinate synthase family protein. The record is from RefSeq and is a predicted model, not a curated record. Gene Ontology annotation, molecular function: 4-hydroxy-tetrahydrodipicolinate synthase activity. NCBI's taxonomy places the organism in Eukaryota, Fungi, Ascomycota, Eurotiomycetes, Eurotiales, Aspergillaceae. The transcript is spliced from 2 exons. The coding region runs from base 58 to 1065 and encodes 335 amino acids.
CAAUUCCACAUCACACUAACCUGUUUACACGCAUUGACUCACACCACAGCUAUCAAAAUGACCCGCACCCCCCUCCGCCCGGGCGUCUACGCCCCAACCAUGACCUUUUUUACUCCCUCCACCGAAGACCUCGACAUCCCCACCAUCCGGCGCCAUGCCGUCCGGCUCGCCAAAGCCGGUCUUGUCGGACUCGUCUGUAUGGGCUCCAACGGCGAAGCCGUCCACCUCACGCGAUCCGAACGUCAAACCGUCAUCAGCGAAACCCGGUCCGCCCUGGUCGAAGCUGGAUUCUCCAACGUGCCAGUCAUCGCGGGGGCCUCGGAACAGUCCAUCCGGGGCACAAUUGACCUGUGCAGUGAAUCCGCGUCCGCCGGGGCCGAAUACGCCCUGAUCGUGCCACCCAGUUACUACCGCUACGCCGUGGGCAACGACGACACCCUGUACGAGUUCUUCACCGCAGUGGCCGAUAAGUCGCCCAUCCCGAUCAUUCUCUACAACUACCCGGGUGCGGUGGCGGGAAUUGAUAUGGACUCGGAUCUGAUCAUCAAGAUCUCGCAGCACCCGAAUAUCGUGGGGACGAAGUUUACUUGCGCGAACACAGGGAAGUUGACCCGCGUGGCAUCGGCGUUGCACGCUAUUGUCCCCGCGUCGUCGUUAGGGCCGAAGGAGAGGAAGUUCCCCAAGACCAAGGCCGUCGAGAAUCAUCCGUAUGUGGCGUUCGGGGGCAUUGCGGAUUUCUCCCUGCAGACGUUGGUAUCGGGCGGGUCGGCUAUCCUGGCCGGAGGCGCAAAUGUUAUCCCGAAGCUAUGUGUGAGGAUUUUUGACUUGUGGGGAGAGGGGAAAUUCGCAGAGGCCAUGGAGGCACAGGAGCUAUUGAGUAAGGCUGACUGGGUACUUACAAAGGCAGCUAUCCCGGGCACGAAGAGUGCCAUUCAGAGCUAUUAUGGGUAUGGAGGGUUCCCGCGCAAGCCGUUGGGCCGGUUGGACGCCAAGCAGGCGGAGGAGGUCGCGGAGAAGAUUAAGGAUGCCAUGGAUGUCGAGCUGUCGUUGCCGGAUAUUGCUUAGACGUGUAAAUUAGCGUGCCCUGUGUCUAGGUUGGUGUGACUACAACGAGUGUGAUGCAAAUUGCUGGACCCCCACGCUAACUGUGUACUUUGGC